Messenger RNA from Papaver somniferum (opium poppy), 1888 nucleotides. RefSeq names its product amino acid permease 8-like. The coding region runs from base 190 to 1665 and encodes 491 amino acids. Gene Ontology annotation, cellular component: plasma membrane. The record is from RefSeq and is a predicted model, not a curated record. Lineage: Eukaryota; Viridiplantae; Streptophyta; Magnoliopsida; Ranunculales; Papaveraceae. The transcript is spliced from 7 exons.
AUCCCCAGAAAGUUCUCACAGUACUUACUACAACCAAAAACAACCCAGCAGUAGUAGUACUCAAUUUCCCCUUUCUUUUCUCUUUGGACCAUUUCCAUAUUUUUCCUGUACUUUUUACUGAUAAUUGUCUUCUUUUUUCUUUUAGUGGUAUAAAGAUCUGAAAUUCACCUGUGUGUUGAUGAUCAAGAAAUGACGAUAACAGCAACGAAUAAUGGUAAUGAUGUGGUUGCUUUAAGAGUACAACAACAAAAUCUUGAAUCAAAAAGAUCAAUUGGUAAUUGUACUGGAAUUGAAGAUUUGGAUGAUGAUGGAAAACCAAGAAGAACUGGGUCUACUUUAACAGCCAGUGCACAUAUCAUCACUGUGGUUAUUGGUUCAGGUGUUCUAUCACUUCCAUGGUGUAUUGCCCAACUAGGAUGGGUUGUUGGACCUAUUGCGCUGGCCAUCUUCGCCUACAUAACUUUCUACACAUCCAGUCUCUUAGCUGAUUGUUACAGAUAUCCUGAUCCUAGUUCCGGAAAGAGAAAUUAUAAUUACUCUGAAGCUGUUGGAACUUUCUUAGGUCAAAGAAUGAAAAUGGCUUGUGGGAUUAUCCAGUAUGUGAACCUCUUUGGUUAUUCGGUUGCCUACACGAUUACAGGAGUUGUUAGUAUGGUGGCAAUAUUCAAAGCUUCUUGUUUCAAUAAAAGAGGAUAUGGAGAGAAAUCAUGCACCAUUUCUAAUAUUCCGUUCAUGAUAGGAUUUGGAAUUUGUGAAGUUAUUCUCUCUCAGAUCCCAAACAUAAAUGAGCUUACACUACUCUCAACCAUUGCUACUUUAAUGUCUUUCACCUAUUCCAGCAUUGGUGUGUUGCUCUCUAUUAACAAAAUCGCUAAAGGAAAUACUGGGAAGACAACUUUGACCGGAGUUGAAAUAGGCCCAGGAUUUUCAGCAGCAGAUAAAGUAUGGAGUACCUUGACUGCAAUUGGUGAUAUUGAACUUGCAUUCUCAUUUUCACUCGUCUUGAUAGAAAUUCAAGAUACGAUGAAGGGUCCAGCAGAGAACAAAAGGAUGAAGAUUGCAAACUUGAUAAGUGUAACGACAACAACUGUGUUCUAUGCCUUGUGUGGGUGCCUUGGAUAUGCUGCAUAUGGAAAUGACGCUCCGGGGAACAUGAUCUCUGGGGUUUAUGACCCUAUCUGGUUAGUCGUCCUUGCUAACGUCUGUAUUGUGGUUCACCUCGUUGGUGCAUAUCAGGUAUUCAACCAACCGUUGUAUGCAACAAUCGAGUCGUGGAGUUCAAAGAAAUGGGAAAAUUCAAAGUUCGUAAAUCAUGAUUACUCAGUAAGCAUACCGGGGUUUAAGAACAAGAAGUGUCAUAUUAACAUGUUUAAGAUAGUCUGGAGAAGUUGUUAUGUGAUCGUGGUUACACUAUUAGCCAUGGCAUUACCUUUCUUCAACGACAUACUUGGUUUCCUCGGAGCUACUGGUUAUUGGCCUUUGUCUAUAUAUUUCCCAAUAGCCAUGUACAUUUCCAGAAAGGAGAUCAAAAAAUACAGUCUCAAAUGGAUUGUACUUCAAUCUCUGAGUGGAUUUUGCUUGAUCUGCUCGAUUGCUGCUGCUUGUGGUGCCGUUCGUGGGAUUUCCAAGUCUCUUGCUAGUAGUCCUUUCAAGGCCAAAAACUGAUCUUAGAGGGAGAAAGAUUAUGAACUGAUGCAGUCUUUUGAAGCGAUAGCACCCUUGCAAAAAGUGCGUAGCUUAAUUCUGAUGUCAAGUGAUACUGGUAGAAUUGUGUUCAGUUAAUUAGUACUUAAUCAGUGUUUGUAGAUUUGUUGCAAGGCAGUUCAGUGAUACUUCAGAUUUUAAUAUAAGAAGAAACUCUAUACCGAUCAGAAUUUUAAAAUCUGAA